AUGACGCUCUACUAUACUCUCGUCUUCAUGCUUCUCGUCUUCGAGAUGGCGCUUUUCAUGCUCCUGAUCGUUCCCAUGCCAUUUAACGUUAAGCGCAAGAUCUUCACCUUCAUCUCCGAGAAUCCGGUUGUCGCAAAGAUUCAAUACUGGAUGAAGAUCACCUUUGUCUUUAUCCUAAUUCUCUUUAUCGAUAGUGUCAACCGUGUCUACCGCGUCCAGCUCGAGCUCGCCGCCGCCUCCGAACAGUCCAAGCAGGGAGGAGGUGCCGCCGUCAUGGGCCACGAGCGCCUCGAAGUCCAAGCCCGCAAGUUCUACUCCCAGCGCAACAUGUACCUCUGCGGCUUCACCCUCUUCCUUUCGCUCAUCCUUAACCGCACCUACGUUAUGAUCCUCGAGGUGAUGCGUCUGGAGGACAAGGUCCGCGCUUACGAGGGUACUAAGAGCAAUACCAAGGAGGCUGAGAAGCUUGCCGUUGCCGGCAAGCCCGGCGAGCUUGCCCGUCUCCGAAAGGAGCUUGAGCAGAAAGAUCAGGACCUCAAGACCCUGAAGAAGCAGAGCGAGCAGCUCCACAAGAGCUACGAUGAGCUUAGCGACAAGUACGCUGCUACCCAACAAACUGGCGAAUCCAGAAAGGGCAUCUAA
Molecule: messenger RNA, 642 nt
Organism: Fusarium tjaetaba
Lineage: Eukaryota; Fungi; Ascomycota; Sordariomycetes; Hypocreales; Nectriaceae
Product: endoplasmic reticulum transmembrane
Exons: 4
Coding region: 1-642 (213 amino acids)
Biological process (GO): intracellular protein transport; endoplasmic reticulum to Golgi vesicle-mediated transport
Cellular component (GO): endoplasmic reticulum; endoplasmic reticulum membrane
Source: RefSeq, a predicted model, not a curated record